This is a messenger RNA of Gigantopelta aegis, 597 nucleotides long. Its product is annotated as putative nuclease HARBI1. Bases 1 to 597 code for a protein of 198 amino acids. The transcript has a single exon. NCBI's taxonomy places the organism in Eukaryota, Metazoa, Mollusca, Gastropoda, Neomphalida, Peltospiridae. The record is from RefSeq and is a predicted model, not a curated record.
AUGAGGAACACAAAAGAAGAUUUCUUUAAAUUGGCAAAUUUCGCCAACGUUCUCGGGGCAUUAGAUGGAGCUCUCAUCCCAGUGCAAGGCCCUUUACGCGACGAACAUUUGUAUUUCAGCCACGAAGGAUACCAUGCUAGCAACGUUCAGUGCAUAGUGUCAGCUAAUGGUGUUUUCUUGGACAUCGUGGCAAAAUGGUCUGGUGCGACACAUGAUGCAUUGAUGUGGAGAAAUAGUGGGAUAGCGGAAUUGUUUGAGAAUGGUCAAGUUGAUGGCGGUAUGUUAUUAGGGGAUUCAGGAUACCCUAUUAGACCAUGGCUAAUGACUCCGUUCUUGCAGCCGGCAUCACGACAAGAAAGAGCAUACAACAGAGCUCAUACAACCACUAGAAGCUCCUGCGAGAGGGCAUUUGGUGCGUGGAAAUCAAGAUGGCUCUGCCUACAUAAGUCUGGAGGAUGCAUGAUGUUUAUUCCAGAGCGAUGUGUCCUUGUCAUCGUUGCAACUGCAGUUCUUGAGCACAUUUGCAAAGAUAUUUUUAUCCCAGAACCGCAAAUGACAUCUUCGAUGACACAAGUGACGUACACGAUGAGGUGGUAG